Molecule: messenger RNA, 1442 nt
Organism: Puntigrus tetrazona (Sumatra barb)
Lineage: Eukaryota; Metazoa; Chordata; Actinopteri; Cypriniformes; Cyprinidae
Gene: gng14
Product: G protein subunit gamma 14
Exons: 3
Coding region: 234-602 (122 amino acids)
Biological process (GO): G protein-coupled receptor signaling pathway
Cellular component (GO): heterotrimeric G-protein complex
Molecular function (GO): G-protein beta-subunit binding
Source: RefSeq, a predicted model, not a curated record
GGCAAAUUACAGAGUACCUGAUAUAACGCAGUUUCUAAGAAACACCGAGCAGGACGAUAACACAUCUGUGCACACGGUCAAGCGAAUUGAAGAGAGGUUUCACGACCACCCGGGUGAAAUCAAAUACUGCUGAACUUUCCUGACAUUUCUGGCGCUCUUGAUGUGACCACAAACUCCAGCACAUCACAGGAGCUUUGAAGCUUCCAGCAGUGUGUGUGUGUGUGUGUUGGGGGAUGGAGGGAUUUAACAUCCCAUGGAGAUAUAAAAGCCUCCAAAAACUGGACACCGGCUCUUUCCUCGCUGAAACAAGAACAUUUGAGCUCCAGGCUACGACCGAUGAACUCUUGAGACGUUUUUCAGGGCGCGAGUCUAAUGUGGCCGCGGCCGUGAUGGACGUGUACUGCAGUAAUAACGUUCUUCAGGCCAGGAGAGCCGUGGAGCAGCUCAGACUAGAGACAGAGCUGCAGAGAAUCAAGAUUUCGGCUGCCGCGGAGCAGCUUGUUCAGUACUGUCAGGAGCACAGGAGAGCCGACCCGCUGCUGACCGGGAUCAACGCCUCCUCCAACCCCUUCAAAGACAAGAAGACCUGUGUGCUGCUCUGAACCGGGUCCGCAGCGGCGCCGAGAACCACACGCAUUCAAUUAUCAAAAAGUGCAUUUAUAAAGCUUGGGAGUCACAGAACAACACGGCAGCGCGGUCGGCAAAAACUAUAAAUAAUCCAUAAAUAAAAACAAUUCGUUCCGAUUAGGAUAUCUAGUGGUUUGCUCUCCUGUGAAGGGCACGCAUUUUAAAGCACUGCGCCUCGUUUGUAAACGGUAUGCUCAUCCAACUUAAAUCACGCUUUUAUAAUAACUGAUCUCUUAGUGUACUAUACAGAGUGAUAAAUAUUGAAAACUUGCUCUGCUGUUUGUACUAUUAUACUGCAUGUGCUUCAGAUUUCAGUAUAUUAUCAGCAUCGGUUGUGUCGAAAUGAUCACAUAAAUCACAAAAGGUGUGACGAGGCACUGAAAUGUUUUGCACACGUAGUGCGAAGAAAGACGGAAAACUAGGAAUGUGAUAUUUUUGUUUCUAGACUCAAUGAAACUUUCAGACGUUUUCAGACCCUCAGCAUCUCGGGCCUCCAGACUUCCACGUUCAUGUCACCGGAGGCGAUGGCCAGCGUUCCUCCUUCAACACUUAACUGAGGAGAGAAAAAUCGUUUAUUUAUGGUUUUAUUAGAGUUAUUGUGGUAUCAUCCAGCAAAAGUAUUUUUGAGACAUGCAGUAAUGGCUUCGAAUGUGGCUUAUCCAGUCGGACUUGUAAUACAUUUGCGUGCUGUUGAGUCUUUUAUUUUCAAUUCAAGCUCUUUUUGCACUGAUUCCAGACAAUUCAUGUGUUUUGAACGAUCACAGGUUUUUGGUUUGCAUCUAUUAUAUUCCAAAUAAAAACAGUAUGAAAUGAGA